Chondrus crispus (carragheen) is the source of this 939-nucleotide messenger RNA. RefSeq names its product TATA-box binding protein-associated factor 12. The record is from RefSeq and is a predicted model, not a curated record. The transcript has 5 exons. The coding region runs from base 188 to 613 and encodes 141 amino acids. NCBI's taxonomy places the organism in Eukaryota, Rhodophyta, Florideophyceae, Gigartinales, Gigartinaceae. Gene Ontology annotation, cellular component: transcription factor TFIID complex; SAGA complex; SLIK (SAGA-like) complex. Gene Ontology annotation, molecular function: TBP-class protein binding; DNA binding; protein heterodimerization activity. Gene Ontology annotation, biological process: DNA-templated transcription initiation; RNA polymerase II preinitiation complex assembly.
UCUUUAGCCACCUAACUUCACAUCUUCGUGUUCCAGCUAGGUGGGACAUAACACCCGGUUCAUUUUCGUGAUAGAGAAGUCCAAAGGGGGGUUUUGCUUGCGAAACGAUUUCCGGGGAGCAUCCUUGGCUCGGUCGUUCUGUCCAGAGCCGCAUAGGAGCUUCUGUGGCAGUGUUUGAACCAAUUUUAUGACACCAGGGAUGUCAAACCGACCCGGGGGCGGAAGCAGUGGAGCAGGGGAUCCUCGCAACACUCAAAAGACGCCAAACUUUGUCUCUCCCGAAUGCCGGGAACUCUUGCCGGGAAGCAAGCUUUCUGAGUUGUUAAACGAGGUCGCGCCAGGGGAGGUUUUAGACCCUGACGUCGAAGAGUUCCUGCAAGAGCACGUCGAUGAGUUUGUUGAUAAUGUGACGGAAUUCGCUUGUCGUUUCGCAAAGCAUAGAAAAAGCCGUGUAUUGGAAGCCAGAGACAUCCAAUUGCAUUUAGAGAAGAACUGGAAUAUUCGUGUUCCCGGGUAUGGAGACGACCCGCGCCCGGUGAAGCGGACGGCCUCGACACCUGUCCACCAGGCGCGCAUGCAAGCGAUUGCCAAGAGCCAACAUCACCAGGGAUAGUUUGGCACGGCCAGAGAUGUAAUAGGCCGUCAUGCAGAGGGUGUGGUAGUUCUCAUUGUACGAUAUACACACUCCCAAUGUUGUCUGUAUGCCAUUCGCCGUGUUGUGCUCGAUAUAUCAUGGGUGAUGAUAGAUUCUGAUGGGUGCUCGCACAGAAUGACGCAUGCAACCUUAUUCGUAGUAACUGCCGGUAUCCUGCAAGAGGCACUCAAGUUACCUUCCUCUUGCGGCAACCCAGUAAGAGUUUUGCGUAAUUUACUGUACUGUAUACAAAGACAUCAUUGAUAUGUUACUUUAAUCAUUUUGUGAAGUGCUGUUCUUACGAA